Momordica charantia (bitter melon) is the source of this 1592-nucleotide messenger RNA. RefSeq names its product ceramide synthase 1 LOH3. Gene Ontology annotation, cellular component: endoplasmic reticulum; membrane. Gene Ontology annotation, molecular function: sphingosine N-acyltransferase activity. The record is from RefSeq and is a predicted model, not a curated record. Lineage: Eukaryota; Viridiplantae; Streptophyta; Magnoliopsida; Cucurbitales; Cucurbitaceae. Gene Ontology annotation, biological process: ceramide biosynthetic process.
GUAAGAGGAGGGAGGGGGUGAUUGGAUUGUAACUUUUGUGAAAGAGAGAUUGACAGUUUGGGAAAGUCUCCAUCCAAUGAAAGAGAGCUUUUUCUCUAACAUGAAGUUUGACCCACAACUUCCGUCCCCCAUGACAAAGCUGUGAAAUCUCUUUGCCAACGCACAGACCCAACUCCGUGGGGGGAGAGGAUUCAGAGACGCAUCACUCUGCUGAUUUUCGAUCCGUUCACCGCCUUCUCUCUUCCCCAUUCAAUCAAAAAUCGCAAAAUCUCAGAUGGGUUUGAUUGAUUCCAUCAGGUCUAUCAAUUGGGAGCAUGAAUCAUUCCCAUCCUAUGACGAUUUCUUCUUUCUUCCCCUUUUUGCGCUUCUCUUUCCCACUGCUCGGUUUUUUCUCGACAGACUUGUCUUUGAGAAAGUGGGAAGAAGAUUGAUCUUUGGAAAAGGCCAUCAGCUGAUGGAUGUGAAUACAGCUGAGAAACGGAAGAAAAUAAGAAAAUUCAAGGAGUCGGCCUGGAAAUGUAUUUAUUUUCUUACUGCAGAGCUGUUGGCUCUGUCUGUUACAUAUAACGAGCCAUGGUUUACUAGCACAAAACAUUUUUGGGUAGGACCAGGAGAUCAGGUCUGGCCUGACCAAACAGCUAAGUUGAAAUUGAAGGCAGUAUAUAUGUAUGCUGCUGGAUUUUAUUCGUACUCCAUAUUUGCUUUGAUUUUUUGGGAAACAAGACGUUCAGACUUUGGGGUGUCCAUGAGCCACCAUGUGGCAACUCUCAUUCUCAUCGUACUUUCCUACAUUUUUAGAUUUGCUCGUGUAGGUUCUGUGGUUCUCGCUCUUCAUGAUGCAAAUGACGUGUUUCUGGAGAUAGGAAAGAUGUCCAAAUACAGCGGUGCCGAGAUGGUUGCUAGCAUUGCAUUUGUAGUAUUUGUUUUAUCUUGGUUAUUGUUACGUCUCAUCUACUAUCCAUUUUGGAUCCUCUGGAGCACAAGUUAUGAAGUUCUCCUUGUUUUGGACAAGGACAAACAUCCAGUUGAUGGACCAAUCUACUAUUAUCUGUUCAAUACUCUUCUAUAUUGCCUCUUGGUUCUUCACAUAUAUUGGUGGGUGCUAAUGUACCGAAUGCUUGUUAAACAAAUCCAAGCUAGAGGACAGAUUAGUGAAGAUGUUCGUUCAGAUUCUGAGGGUGAGGACGAGCAUGAAGAUUGACAAGGAACAAUCCAUGCAGAAAAUACUGUUGUAUACAUGAAAGAUGAGAUAGAGAUUAGUCAUACAAUGUGGUUCUUACCAAAAUGAAUAUUUCGGUCGGAAUUUUCUCGUGGCAUCAUCUAGUUGGAAUAACCGUGUAUCAAUUCGUGAGUACAUUCCAGGUUAGAGGAGGAUGCAAGAUGGAGAAGGGUUGACAAGUAGAGGGGAGGGAAUUUGAAUAUUGAUUUAGAGAUUUUGGCCUAUGCAACUAAAUGGUCAAACUUUUUCUUGUUUUGGCAUUGAUUUAUUGCAGAGGUGUUGUGUUAGCUUGAUUGAAACUAAGAUAUCAGAUACUUGUGGAACUGAAAUGUUUACACUUGAUUUGAUUAUUCAUUCUUUCUUAUUUACUGAA